AUGGCACCAAAGAAACCAAGGGCACCAAAAGGACUAGGUUCUAUUCUAACAAGGAAGAAGUCCAAAUCCCGAAGCUCAACUACAAAACGAGCCAAAAUUAUCAGUGAAGAAGAACGCAUUGCGGGCCUUGCCCAAAUUGCCUCUCGGCUAGAAGCUUUUUGCAAGGAACGCCACACCUCACCUGACCCUCUUCCCAUUUUAGGAGGUAGAGACUCGGGUCAGGGGUCUGUUAAAUGUGGUGACACAACACUUGACCGCUACAGGUCAGUCUGGAAAGGAAUGCUUGAUUUUUGCAUUCUUAUUGGCGACUACACGUCUGGAAUCAUUCUCCGCCAGUCACAUUGCCCUGCAAAACCUCCACCAGUGUCGCUCAAAACUUGCAUCCUCUACAUGAGAUACCGUGUACUGCCUCCAGGUACAAGUGUUAUCAAUCCAGAUUCAACAACUGCUUUUGUGUAUGGCCCCAACAAGACAGAGCUCAAAGCUGUUGGCACCUGGACUGCAGAAUCCAUACUACCAAUUCGACUUGUUCGACUCAAUGUCGAAACUUCGUGUGCGCGAAAGAUCGCUCAACAGACUGGAUUUAUCGCUGAUAAACCGUUUUUGUCGCUUGCGACAUUCUCCAUUUAA
This is a messenger RNA of Cylindrotheca closterium, 630 nucleotides long. Lineage: Eukaryota; Bacillariophyta; Bacillariophyceae; Bacillariales; Bacillariaceae. The record is from the annotation of a GenBank genome assembly.